AUGGAUACAUCUUCUUCUCCAUAUGCACUCAUCUUUGCAUGUUUGCUAUGCACAAUGAUGUUCGACGCCGGAACUUGCAACUUCAAUAAUCGUUGCAGCAAAAAAGAUACACAAACUCUCUUAAACUUCAAGAAAGGAGUCAUGGAUCCAUCAGGCGUACUUUCUUCAUGGUCCACUCAACAAGAUUGUUGUGAAUGGAGAGGAGUUAAGUGUGACAGAAUCAACAGUAGAGUCACUCGGCUCAGUCUCCCAUGUUUUACAAGUAUUCCUAAUUACAUUGACAAAGAAGAUAAAUCACACUGCCUCACAGGUACCUUUUCCCUUUCCCUGUUAAUGGAGUUGGAAUUUCUAAACUACUUGGAUUUGAGAAAUAACGACUUCUUGGCGAUCCAGUUUGAUUCUGUGCAUAAUCAGAAUUAUUAUAACCUAUCUGUAUCUAUCCGUCCUCCGCAAUAUCUCAACUCAUCAACUCUUCGUUAUCUUGAUCUGUCCCUUAACGAUAAUCUUGUUAUAAAUAGUCUUCAAUUUCUUUUUCGCAUGUCCUCCUUGGAAUAUCUUUACAUCAGUGGCGUUGAUCUUCACAAGGAAACUAACUGGCUUCAAAUAGUCACUAUGCUACCAUCGCUUUCAGUGCUCCGCAUGAGUUAUUGCCAACUUAAAGAUUUGAAUCCAUCUCUUCAACAUGCUAAUUUUACUGCACUCAAAAUUCUUCAUCUAUCAGGAAAUAAAUUUCACUCAGAGUUGCCUAAAUGGUUAUUUAACAUUAGUUGUGGUCUUUCUGGUAUUUUUCUUAGUUCAUGCUCUUUAACAGGACAACUUCCUAAGGCAUUGUUAAAUCUUCAACAUUUGGAAGACCUGGAUUUGGAAAACAAUGACCUCAAUGGAUCAAUACCAGAUUGGAUAGGUGAACUUGACCAUCUACAAUAUCUUUUUGUCGACGGUAACAUGUUUUCUGGAUUUAUUCCCAAAAGUUUGGGAAAUCUAUCAUCCUUAACUUCCUUGUCCGUUGGCGACAAUCAAUUCACAGGAGUUGUGUCAGAGAGAAAUUUUGCCAAAAUGUCAAAAUUAAAGAACUUGGAUAUAUACUCUUCACCACCAUUAAUCUUUGAUUUUGACUCCCACUGGAUUCCACCUUUUCAACUUGAGAACCUAUGGCUCUCAUUUUCAGGUCCUCACCUCCCUGCAUGGUUAUAUACUCAAAGAUCUAUUCAAGGUUUAUCUAUUUAUGGAUCAUCGUUUCAGGCCCCAGACAAAUUUUGGAAUUUUGUAUCAAGGGUGUCCAAACUUUCUUUAGAAUAUAAUUCGAUAGAUGGGAACCUAUCAAACAUAUUGUUGAACUCUACAGUGGUAAAUUUGUCAUCAAAUGGUUUGAAAGGAUCCCUGCCUCGAUUAUCCUCGAAUGUAGCAAUUGUCAGGUUAUCAAACAAAUCAUUAUCAGGAAGUAUCUCUCAACUCUUGUGUGAUCAUAAGAUGCUGAAUGGGAAAAGCAAUUUGGUGUACUUGGAUAUAUCUCUGAAUCAUUUAUCUGGAGAUCUUACAAGUUGCUGGGAGAAAUGGAAAUCAUUGAUUCAUGUUAAUUUGGGAAGCAAUAAUUUAACAGGCAAAAUACCCAUAUCAAUGGGUGUGUUAUCUAAUCUUGCCUCGCUACAUCUGCAUGAGAAUAAGCUCUACGGAGAGAUUCCUCCAUCGCUACAAAAUUGCCAAAUACUGAUCUUCAAUGUUCGUGAAAAUAACUUUACAGGAAAUAUACCAAAUUGGAUACCGCAUGCUGCAAAGGCUCUCCAAUUAAGAUCCAAUCAUUUUAGCGGUAACAUCCCAGAACAAAUAUGCCAAAUGUCAUCCCUCUUUAUUUUGGAUAUUGCAGAUAACACAAUCUCUGGACGCGUACCCACCUGCCUAUGUAAUAUCACAGCCUUAGUUGUCAACAAUGCUUCCCACAGGGAGUAUUCAACAACCCUACAAUACAAUUUCUCAAAUAGAAGUUUUUACUUCUUUAAAGAAAGUCUUGAGCUGGUUGUAAAAGGCCUGGUAUUAGAAUAUGACAAUAACUUGAAAUUUAUGAACUUAAUUGAUAUGUCAAGUAACAAUUUAUCUGGAACAAUUCCUGUCCAAAUGUUUAGCCUCUUCGGAUUGUGUUCCCUGAACUUGUCGCACAAUAAAUUAACAGGAAAAAUACCUAACGAAAUUGGCAACAUGAAAAAUUUGGAAUCCCUUGAUUUCUCUGUGAAUCAGUUUUCCGGUGAAAUUCCCCAGGCCAUGUCCAAAUUGACCUUUCUCGGUUAUUUAAACCUGUCAUUCAACAAUCUCACAGGCAAUAUACCAUCAGGCACACAACUUCAGGGAUUUGAUGAACUCAGCUACACAGGCAAUUCUGAUCUUUGUGGACCUCCACUUACAAAAGUAUGCUUCAAGUUGUCAGAUGAUAAAUUUAAAGACAGAAAGCCAAUAAAUGAAGAUGGAGAUGAAUCUGAAUUUUUUCCAUGGUUUCAUAUUGGACUAAAAUCUGGAUUUGUGGCAGGCUUUUUGGGAGUUUUCUGUGUCAUUCUCUUAAAUAAAAAAUGGAGAGAAGCUUACGUCAAGUCUCUUAAUGACUUAAGAGACCGACUUUGUGUCCUGGUUGUCAACAAUAUAAACUCCUUCUGCUAA
Molecule: messenger RNA, 2646 nt
Organism: Vigna umbellata (rice bean)
Lineage: Eukaryota; Viridiplantae; Streptophyta; Magnoliopsida; Fabales; Fabaceae
Source: RefSeq, a predicted model, not a curated record